UGCCAGCACCCCCGAGGUCGUACACAAUGUAACGUGAUAGGGAUGUCAAUGAUUUGAGCUGCACACAUCAUGAUUUGUACAGCAAAGAUUAAAUAAAAAUGGCACUAGCUGAGCCUCUGUCCAAGAAAACUGGAAAAAUGGAAGCAAGUGAUGAUGACAGAGAUAAAAAUUUGCCAGAUCUCUCGACAGAGGAAAGUCAAAAUAGUGAAGCAAAUGAUAAGGAGGAAAAUGUAAAUCUGUGUGAGCUUUCUACAGAGAGAAGUCAAAAACGGGAAUUGAGUGAUCUUCAAGAUGAUGAAAAUAGCUUGGACUCAGAGAGUGAAACACCGAGUUCCAGUAAGAUAAGAAAGACACACCUACCAUUGACUUCCUCGGAUUAUACGACGGGGAACGAGUCUGAAGAAGAAUUGGACUUAAGCUGCUCAGGUGAGGAAGGUGUGAACGAUUCUGUAGGUAACUGGGAAUAUAAGGACUUACUGGGCUUGAACAUCUGUUACAAGGAGACACCAGAAUCAUUGGAAAACUUUAUCCAGGAAGUCAAGGACGCUUUCUUGAAUCGGAAGGGUUUCUGUCCUGAUUGCAGUGAAGUAACCAGAAGUUUAAAGAGACACCUAGAAGAGAGUUUGACAUUUUCUUAUGAUUUAAGAAAGAUUAAAGACCUUGCGUAUACUUCAGUGGAUUAUAGAGAAGAUGAGUUAAAGAAAGUCCACCGAGAGAUGGAGGAAAUUGUGAAAAAGAUGUGGAGAAAUUCUGAAAAUAUGCAGUCUAAUAGACAGUAA
Messenger RNA from Saccostrea echinata, 779 nucleotides. RefSeq lists its product as uncharacterized. Lineage: Eukaryota; Metazoa; Mollusca; Bivalvia; Ostreida; Ostreidae. The record is from RefSeq and is a predicted model, not a curated record. Bases 99 to 779 code for a protein of 226 amino acids. The transcript has 3 exons.